AUGGUAUUUAAUGAGGUUUACAAAAGAAAAACGAAAAACCAGUCAAUGGAAAUACAGUUCAUUAUCCUAGGGUUGACAGAUGACCCACAAUUGCAAAUUGUGAUUUUCCUGUUUUUAUUUCUUAAUUACACAUUAAGCCUGAUGGGGAACAUAAUCAUUAUUUUCAUCACCCAGCUGGAUCCUCGCCUCAAGAAGUCCAUCUAUUUCUUUCUCCGUAAUUUUUCUUGUUUGGAAAUCAUAUUCACAACAGUAUGUAUUCCCAAAUUCCUGAUAACAAAUGUGACUAAAGAAAAAACCAUUUCAUACAACAAUUGUGCAGCUCAGGUAUUUUUUAUUCUUUUACUGGGAGUUACAGAAUUUUACCUUCUGGCUGCCAUGUCCUAUGACCGCUAUGUCGCCAUCUGCAAACCCCUGCAUUACCUCAUCAUCAUGAACAGCAAAGUGUGCUAUCAGCUUGUAGUCAGCUCUUGGGUAACUGUCCUAAUCAUUUUUCCUCCACUGGUCAUGGGACUUAAGCUGAAUUUCUGUGCUUCCAAAGUAAUUGAUCAUUUUAUGUGUGAAACUUCUCCUAUACUGCAGAUCUCUUGCACAGAUACGCAUGUCCUAGAAUUAAUGUCUUUUAUCUUAGCUGUGGUGACACUUGUAAUCACAUUGGUAUUAGUGGUUCUCUCCUACACUUGCAUCAUUAAGACAAUUCUGAAAUUCCCUUCUGCACAACAAAGGACUAAACCUUUUUCCACCUGUACCUCUUACAUGAUUGUUGUCUCCGUGACUUAUGGUAGCUGUAUCUUUAUGUAUAUUAAGCCCUCUGCAAAAGAAAGGGUGACUGUAUCCAAAGGUGUAGCUUUGCUCUAUACCUCAGUUGCCCCUUUAUUAAAUCCUUUCAUCUACACACUAAGGAACCAGCAGGUAAAAGAAGUCUUCUGGGAUAUUUUGCAAAAGAUAUUAAUGAGUAAUCAAUCAAUUGUCAUUGGCAAUAAGUGGGAGGCCUAUCUGGGGCUGCUGCCGGCUGAGUACACUAAGUAUACUGAGGAGGACCCCCUGGAGAUGCUGGGCCUGAAGCUCUGCUGCUGCAGUUGCGUGCUGCUGGCCCACAUGGACCUGAGGAAGAAGCUACUCAACUUAAUCUCCCCUGAAGUGACAGUGGGGACCACGGUAGUAUCUGGACAGACACAUUUGGCGAAAUGGCCUAAGAACCAGCUGACUGACCUCAUGACAGCCGAGCAACAGGUAGAGGCCUUGGACAGCAGACAUGGUCUUCCACCCCCUGAGCACUUAGAAAACUGCAGGAAGUUGACUGGAGCAUCUGGGUGCCUAUUCUUGUGCUCUUCCCAGCAAGUUUACACAAAGAAAGGUUACGAUGACGUUUUGCCUCUCGGCUUCUUAGGAUCUCCUUUGCCCGUGUUUAAAUACUUUUCCUCAGCCAGCACAGAGUCGCCCAGAGCCUGUACAGCUCGCACUUGCCCCGGCACUGUCUCUAUGGAGCUCCAUGGACGGCAAUAG
Molecule: messenger RNA, 1503 nt
Organism: Pteronotus mesoamericanus
Lineage: Eukaryota; Metazoa; Chordata; Mammalia; Chiroptera; Mormoopidae
Product: olfactory receptor 6C6-like
Biological process (GO): DNA-templated transcription; G protein-coupled receptor signaling pathway
Cellular component (GO): membrane
Molecular function (GO): DNA-directed RNA polymerase activity; DNA binding; olfactory receptor activity
Source: RefSeq, a predicted model, not a curated record